CCCACCCUCUUCUCCCAUAUAUUUAUAUAUAAAUAAACGAGAGUACCAGUCCUUACAACAUUACCAGUUUGGAUCGAAAUUCAAGAAAUGGGAUCUCUGUUUACCUCAUUAUUAUUAUACUUGUCAUUUUUUUUGUUUUUUUACCACAUAAAAGCCACUUCUUUUCUCAAUUCCUCUAAGGCCACUUCUUGCAAUUUCUUCAAAGGCAAAUGGGUAUACGAUCAAUCUUACCCUCUUUACAACCCUGCUACAUGUCCUUUCCUAGAUCCUGAAUUCGAUUGUGUCAAAUAUGGAAGACCAGAUAGGUCUUAUCUCAAGUACCGGUGGCAGCCUUUCAGCUGCAACCUUCCCAGGUUUAAUGGGGUGCAGUUUUUGGAGAAGUGGAGAGGGAAGAGGUUUAUGUUUGUGGGUGACUCACUGAGUUUCAAUAUGUGGAUCUCACUGAGUUGCAUGAUCCACUCGUGGGUGCCUAAUGCGAAGUAUAAUUUAGUCAAAACUGGUGGUGUUCUUACUGAACUUACGUUUCAGGAUUACGGACUAAAGAUAUCAGUAUAUCGUACAACCACCAUAGUCGACAUUGUGAACGAAAAAGCGGGUCGGGUACUAAAACUAGAUUCGAUCCGUCAAGGAAACGCGUGGAAGGGUAUGGAUGUACUAAUUUUUAACUCGUGGCAUUGGUGGACUCAUACAGGACGUGACCAACCAUGGGAUUACAUAGGGGAAGGAGGGAAAGUGUAUAAAGACAUGAAUAGGCUCGUGGCAUACUAUAAAGGGAUGACAACAUGGUCGAGAUGGGUCAAUCGCUUCGUUGACCCUUCGAAAACCAAAGUUUUCUUCCAAGGCAUUUCUCCCGUCCAUUACGAUGGAAGGGAUUGGAAUCAACCAUCGAAAUCAUGCAAGAGUGAAACUCAACCAUUCUUCGGUUUACGAUAUCCUGCUGGCACACCCAUGGCAUCUCUUGUACUUAAUAAAGUCAUGAGCCGACUCAAGAAACCUGUCUACUUGUUAGACAUCACAACACUGUCUCAAUACAGAAAGGAUGCUCACCCGAUUUACUAUAGUGGCAACCACAUUGGCCUAGAUUGUAGCCAUUGGUGCCUACCUGGCUUACCAGAUACAUGGAAUGUAAUUCUCAAUGCAGCCCUCUCCGGUUAAAGACCGUGAGACGAUUGAUUUCACAUUAGAAACACUUCCUAUACGUUUACAUGCGUGAUUUAUUAGUCAUAGUCUUGAUGGCUUCAUUAGUUUCCAUUUUUAUACAGCUUGGUUCGUAAUUGUCUAUGAAAUAAAGAGGGCAUAGAAAUUAUUCAUUUGUAAAAUCUCGAAAUUUGAUUGUAUUUAUAUUCUACUAAAGAAAAUCAGAG
Messenger RNA from Lactuca virosa, 1364 nucleotides. The record is from the annotation of a GenBank genome assembly. Lineage: Eukaryota; Viridiplantae; Streptophyta; Magnoliopsida; Asterales; Asteraceae.